Molecule: messenger RNA, 189 nt
Organism: Colletotrichum spaethianum
Lineage: Eukaryota; Fungi; Ascomycota; Sordariomycetes; Glomerellales; Glomerellaceae
Product: cytochrome P450
Exons: 1
Coding region: 1-189 (62 amino acids)
Molecular function (GO): oxidoreductase activity, acting on paired donors, with incorporation or reduction of molecular oxygen; monooxygenase activity; heme binding
Source: RefSeq, a predicted model, not a curated record
AUGACAUUUGAGGUCCGCCGCAUGGGAAUUCGUUAUGUCGUUACCGCGGACCCAGUGAGCAUCAAAGCUCUGCUGGGGACGCAGUUCGACGACUUUGGAAAAGGCGACCGAUUUCUGCGUGAUUGGAAGGACAUCAUUGGUCACAACGUCUUCACCACAGAUGGCAAGGCAUGGCAUGACGCGCGUUAG